GGAGCUGCGCAGGCAGCUGAAGUACCCGGAUGAGUGACAGGAAGAGCUGCGCAGACGUGCAGCAGAAACACAAACACACAUCAGCCGACAGUCAAGAGUGCGGUUGCCUGUUCAUCCGAAUUCAAACCACCUUUCCUAUCGAUCGAUUUGUACUCGGCCGGUCGGCAGCGCUGUUGAGUGGCUGAGAGGCCUGCAGGGGUUCGAGUGGAUCUUCAUGCCCUCUGUCAGCGGGACCUCAUGGACGACGGACAGUGGCAGAGUGACGGCCCAGUGAGGCGGGGAGGAGUAACCGACCCCGACCUCCUAAAUGACUCUGACUCCAGCCGCAGCCCUGACGAGAACCAGAACCGACUGGUGGAGGAAGCGGAGGAGGUCGAACAGGGGCCCAGUGGUGGACAGAGGCCCCUCCGACAGGAUAAUACUAAUAACAACGGUGAUGAUGAAGAUUAUGAUAGCUCCAAGGUGGAGGACGAGGAAGAGGAAGAGGUGGAUAGAAACAGUGGCGCAUACUCUCCAGAGCUGGAUGGACACAUCCGAGACUCACCAACACCCAGCCCCAGUCCCACAGUGUCAGAGGGGCUCGUGAGCCCUGAAGGGACGCCUCACGGCGAUGCUGGAUCACCCCAGGGCUUCGCUCGCUCCCUGGUGGCGUCUCUCCAGACGCUGGGGGAGCAGGGAGACCACCCUCUUCUGCCACAGUGCCUCCAUCAGAUUGCAGAGUCAUAUAUGCGUGAGGAGGACUAUGAGAGAGCAGUCGGGUUCAUACAGUUAGAGAAACUCUAUCACGAACGUCUGCUCUCUAACCUCGCCACCCUACAGCAGCAGUGGGAGAGGAGAUGGAGUUUGGUUGGCCAGUGUCAGGAUGUUCAAGAAGACAGAGACAGUGACCUGGAUGUUGAACACCUGGAGAAACUGAGACACAUCUGCAGAACACACAGACAACCUGCAUGGAGCAUUGAGAAGUGUGAGCUGUCCAAAGUGCAAAGGAACAGUGUGAUCAGAGGAACACAGGGAGGAGAGCAAAACCUGAACACGCAAGAGCUUUCAUGCAGCUCAGGGAAGGUUAUGGAGGAUCAGAGUACAUCUGAGGCACAACAGGAAGUCAUAAAGCCUGACGAUUGUAGCAGCACUGCCCCACAAUCCCACCAGAGCGAACAGCAACCUGACCCCUCCCCCUCCACAGACAGCUCCUCCUCUCCAGCCUGUGAGGAUGCAGGAGCAGAAGAGGAGAGGGAUGCCGCACCAGAGCCCGAGUCACCAAUGGACACUGCUCAGCCCGACAACACGGAGGCCCAGCCGCCUCAGACGGACACUGAUGGUCCCGGAGUGGUGAUGGAGGGAACGGGGGACACUGUGGAUACAGGGCAGGAUGUGGUGGAGCCCGUCCCACACACUAAGCAGGUUCCUCCGGAGCAGGAAGUUCCAGAGAAAACACUAGAGUUGGAGCUAGAGGAGAGCAGGAACGGAGUGGAGUCGCUGGAUAUUAUGAAUGUGUCCAUGCUGGAUGACAUGGCCAAACGCAUACAGGUGGAAGAGAUCACUCCAGCUGCUGGUCUUGUGUCUAUCUUGAAGAGAAAAGUCUCUCUGGAAGAAGCCAACAGCUCUGUCCCACCCGCCCCUAAACGGAAGGUCCGUUUCCGAGAGCCUGACGAGGGCCUGGACCAGGAUGAAGUGGGCGGAGACUCCUGGCUGCUCCUCCUCUUGUUGUGCUUGGCUACCGUGGUGAUCAGUAUGGGCGGGACUGCGCUCUACUGCACUUUCGGAGACGCCCAGUCCAGUGUGUGCACAGACUUUUCCCAUAACAUGGACUUCUACAUAGGACAGGUGCAGAGGGGCAUGGAUGAGCUCAAACACUGGCUGUCCCCGAGCUCAUAGCAGGACCGGACGAGUCAUUUUCGUCUGCAUUUCUGUAGCCUCCGUGAUCUUUAAUGCUGAGAUAUCCUCAUACAAAGACCUUUGCUGGCUCACGCUGUCACGGAUGAUGCCCGAACGAGCCCAUCUGUCAGGUCCUUAAGGGGACGUCCAGCCCCUGGAAGGCACAGCAAACCUCUCUGGCCAGUUUUUGACUCAAGUAGCCCACUGUUUACUGCCAUCAACUGAACCUCAUAUGACUUCAUUUUUAGAGUCUUAAAUUUAAAAUCUUAAUAUCACUUGGUUGACAGAGUUUUGUCUUUUAUUUAUUCGAAAAUUGAAUGACCAUCAUGGUACUGAAGAUAAAAUAAUGGACAUAAUAAUCUGUAGCCUGGACGUAGCAUUUUCCUGUGGUGGGUUCGGACUUAUGGAAAGAGCAAUACAUGUUUAUUGAGGAACAAUAGAUAUAUAGAUACAGUCAGCAGAGAGGCGAAUCUCGGUUAUCAUAGUUACCAAUUUAUUAAUAUAGGAAAAUAUCAGUAGAUUCAUUCAGCACUGUAGAUAAUAUUUUCUUUAAAAAAAUCUGUCAGAUUCUGUACAUACAGUUGACAGUGUUGUGAACCAUCCAUCAGACUGAAUUCACUUUAUUUUGUUAUUAAUGUAGUUAUUAUUACUAUUAAUUAUUAUCAUUGCUAAUAAAAAAUAAUGAUAACAGUGAUUUUAUGACUAAUAAAUAUCUAAACUAGUAAUUUUAAAGUACAGAUUCUAUAUAGAAAAAGUUGUAAGUUAUACAAUUAUAAGUUCAGAUAUUUAUUAGUGUGUGUAUAUUAUAUUUUUAUAUUAAAAAAAAUUUAAAAAUAUAUAAAAACAUUUUUGUAAAACAGCUAAUUUUAUUAAAUAGCCCAUUUCAUUUUCCCCAUAGAAAUGAAUUGGUAACUAUGCUAACCGUGAUUUGUUUUGCCCUCCAGUAUAGAACUAUUUAGCAAUGGAAAGUUUUUAAGAGAACGAGAACGUCAUAUGAUUGGAGUAUAAUUUGCUCAGGCAUGUCUCGUGUUAAUAAUCUUAACAGUUAUUUUAAUCAUGGUGUUCAAAUCCAUUUUCUUUUUGUUAUAAUAACAUGACCUCCAGUGUUAAAUAAGUCAGUUAUUUUUGGUUAUUGUCAUAAGUGCAUCCUGUGUUUAUUCUACAGAAUCUGUGUCUUGAACAGCUUUUCUGUUUCCUUUUGAAGCACAGUCUUACUAUGGUAAUGUCAACAGAAGUCUGCAGUAAAUGAAGUUAAAUUAACAUGUAGAUUUAACACAUAGAUGUCAGUUUGCUGCGGUCUGCUCAAGUGCAUGGACGUACUUGGCGAGAGCUGUAAAAGUUUAUUUUGUGUUCUCUGUUUUCUAUUUUGUAUGUUGUCUGGCUGGUUCAGAUGACCGUUGAAUGUCUUUAUUGUGUGAUUUUUUCAGUAUUUAUUUAAUGCAAUGUCUUUUAGAAUCAUACGUUCUGGUGCAUGCACUCUCUUUAACUGUCUGUACAGAGACAAUUUGAACUUAUAUUUGUUUCACAUCAUUUUGAUCGUGUAUAUAUAUCAUGUGACGAUUGCUGUAUUUCCUAAUUGUAUGAUUCAAAUGUUUAGUUAUUGUCUCCGGGGAGAAAUGCAGUGAGAUGUCUGACCAAAACCAGCUGGUGAAUAAAUCUUAUUGUUGGGACUGAG
Cyprinus carpio (common carp) is the source of this 3550-nucleotide messenger RNA. Its product is annotated as consortin-like. Gene Ontology annotation, cellular component: plasma membrane; trans-Golgi network; transport vesicle. Gene Ontology annotation, molecular function: connexin binding. Gene Ontology annotation, biological process: positive regulation of Golgi to plasma membrane protein transport. NCBI's taxonomy places the organism in Eukaryota, Metazoa, Chordata, Actinopteri, Cypriniformes, Cyprinidae. The record is from RefSeq and is a predicted model, not a curated record.